Molecule: messenger RNA, 465 nt
Organism: Hibiscus syriacus
Lineage: Eukaryota; Viridiplantae; Streptophyta; Magnoliopsida; Malvales; Malvaceae
Product: serine carboxypeptidase-like 45
Exons: 3
Coding region: 1-387 (128 amino acids)
Biological process (GO): proteolysis
Molecular function (GO): serine-type carboxypeptidase activity
Source: RefSeq, a predicted model, not a curated record
AUGACGCAUUCACUUUGCUCUGAUAUUUGUAAAGCAAAACGGAAAACAAAUUGUUUUCCAGGUCUGUUUGAUCGAAUAUCUGGAUUGCCGGGUCAACCCAAAGUCGGGUUCCAACAGUACUCGGGCUAUGUGACCGUCGAUGAGAAGAAACAGAGAGCUUUGUUUUACUACUUCGCAGAAGCUGAAGUAGAUCCAGCUUCAAAGCCUCUCGUCCUUUGGCUCAACGGGGGCCUGGAUGCUCUUCAAUUGGGGUUGGAGCCUUUUCUGAGAAUGGACCGUUUAGGCCUAGUGGUGAAGUGCUGGUCAAGAACGAAUAUAGCUGGAAUAGAGAGGCCAAUAUGUUGUAUUUGGAGUCCCCGAUUGGAGUUGGCUUCUCUUAUUCUGUAGACGGAUCCGCAUAUGAGGCUGUUGGUGACAAGAUCGCUGGUAAAAACUCUCCAUUCUAAACCCAUUUUCGUAAUAUUU